Ailuropoda melanoleuca (giant panda) is the source of this 876-nucleotide messenger RNA. RefSeq names its product OTU deubiquitinase 6A (gene OTUD6A). NCBI's taxonomy places the organism in Eukaryota, Metazoa, Chordata, Mammalia, Carnivora, Ursidae. The record is from RefSeq and is a predicted model, not a curated record. Gene Ontology annotation, biological process: protein K33-linked deubiquitination; protein K11-linked deubiquitination; protein K29-linked deubiquitination. Bases 1 to 876 code for a protein of 291 amino acids. Gene Ontology annotation, molecular function: cysteine-type deubiquitinase activity. The transcript has a single exon.
AUGGAAGAUUCUCAGAGUGAGCAACAGCGGAUAAUACGACGCCACAACCGCGAGAAGAAAGAGCUGCAGGCCCGCAUCCAGAUCAUGAAGAAUUCGGUCCCCAGGAGCGACAAGACGAGAAGAAAGCAGUUGCUCCUGGACGUGGCCCGCCUCGAGGCUGAGAUGGAGCAGAAGCACCAGCAGGAGCUGGAGAAGUUCGAAGAGAAUUUCCCCGAUUACGUCAACCUCGACUCCGUCACAGAAGAUCUUGCCAAGAUGGAUCUUGAGAAUCAGCCUCCCCGCCAGUCGAGGGCUCAGAGAAGGCGCGAAAGAAGGGCAGCCCUCGAGAGAGCGCACAGGGAGAGGAUCGCCGAGGCCGAGAUGGAGCACCUGGCCAGCUUCCGCCGUGAAGAGGAGGAGAAGAUCGCUGCAAUCCUAGGGCCCAAGAAUCUGGAGCUGAAGGAUAUCCCAGCUGACGGCCACUGCAUGUAUCGCGCCAUCCAAGACCAGCUGGUGUUCUCCGUGACCGUGGAGAGCCUGCGGAGCCGCACCGCUGACUACAUGCGGAAGCACGUGGACGACUUCCUGCCCUUUUUCAGCGACGCAGACACCGGCAACGCCUACAGCCGCGAAGAUUUCCUGAGCUACUGCGACGACAUCGUGCGCAGCCCGUCGUGGGGAGGCCUGGUCGAGCUGCGGGCCCUGUCGCACGUCCUGCAGACCCCCAUCGAGGUGAUCCAGGCCGAUUCGCCUGCCAUGGUCAUCGGGGGUGAAUACCCCAGGAAGCCGCUCACCCUCGUCUACCUGCGCUACGCCUGCAACCUCGGAGAGCACUACAACUCGGUGAAGCAGCUCGAUGCCGGCGCCGUCGGGGGCGCAGCCCCGCGCCUCUUCUAG